Messenger RNA from Caenorhabditis sp. 36 PRJEB53466, 1704 nucleotides. The record is from the annotation of a GenBank genome assembly. Lineage: Eukaryota; Metazoa; Nematoda; Chromadorea; Rhabditida; Rhabditidae.
AUGACCUGCAAUGUGUGUGGAGCAAAAGAGUCGGAGUAUCAUUUCGGUGGAAUGUGUUGUAGGUAACCGAUUCGAUGAUUUUCAACGAAGAUGGCAUUGUGAUUUUCAGAGCGUGUGCGGCGUUUUUCCGGCGAUGCGCCCACUCGAAGAAGGUGUUCAUCGUGUGCACGUGCAAGAAGCGAAUGGAGAAUUCGCAUCCGUGCCGGUACUGUCGAAUGGGACGAUGUCUGGACAUCGGCAUGGAGUUGGACAGUGAGUCGGAACGUGAAAAAUACCGUUUAUUCAACACUACAAGGUAGAAUUGUAAAAAGAAAGUUCGUGGACAAUUUUGAGAUGUUCUGACCCUUGUAUUGCCCAGAUCAGCUAACAAAUUCCUUCUAAAAAGUGUAAUGUUGUCUUCCAGGAGUGCAAGUGCCACGUGACAAAAUUGAUGCGAGCAAAGCAGUGAUCACACCUUCGGAGAGUCCGCCAGACUUUUCUCUCCUGAAUGUGAGUGUCCUUUUUGUAUUUAUGACUAGUGCUUUCUAGGAAUUACGAUCAGAUAGAGCAUAAAAAGUAAGUAUUAGCGCUAUGAAGCUUAACUCCAAUGUACUCUCAUAAUUCCCAUUUCCAGUGUCGAAUAAUCCCUCGCGAGACCCCAAAUGUCUCUUCGACUCUCUCCAAAUGGGGAAGCUUUGAAGAUCGACGUGCCGAGUUGGGCAACUCGAAAAUCACGACGCUGAAUGUGUACGAGGCGACGUGCUACACAAAAUCCGACUGUUUCUGCAUCACCCAACUCUUCCAGGCGGUCUUUUCGACGAUGCGAGAACUGUCCGAACGGGACCAGGUAGGACCAAAGCGGAUGAAAACCACAACAAAAAUGAUUUACAGACGACCCUCGCGUCGAAUGUUCUGCAAAAAUGGGUGCUGAUGGAGUGCGCCAUCGACUAUGCGGCCAACCGGGACAAAUGGGAACGGAUCAAACGGAACGGAGAGUUCGACAAAAUGAUUGUGAGCUUUUACGGAAGUGCGAUGCCAGAAGAGACCCGAAUGAAGGAUUCCGACUUGUUACAGUUAGUUUACCAAUUUUCUAUUUAAAAAAGCAAGACUACUAGUAUCUCUAGUGGUCUUGGGGUUCAAGUCCCGCAUAGGGGUCCUUUGGAAACCCCUGUAUUUCCAAGGUACGGGACAUAAACCGAUCUCGGAUUUUUCCUGAACGGGCGGUGUUGGUACAUUUUCCUCUUGGUUCCGCUUCGCUCCCCUGUAGCAUAGUUGUUUUUCAAUUUCAGAAACUUUUGAUGCUCUUUAGAUUGUUCGCUCCCUACUGGUACAGUUACUACAAUGUGACCCACGUGGCAAUCGCCGAUCGGAAGUUCGAUCACUUCGAGUACUCGGCGCUCUUCCUGCUGCUCAUGUUCGAUUACGGUAACUUUGUGAGACACGCUCAAGAAUCGGGAAUCAUUGAAAAUCAUUGCAGCGUACACGAAUAUAAGUGAGGACUGUCGAAAAAUGUGUGAAAACGUACGGAAAGUGAUAUUACGCGAGUUGAAAGGAUACCAAACCGACAAGAAUUACGAAGAGACUCGACUUCUCGAGACUGUCGAAAUCCUUUCGGUUUUGGAAAAGGCCGAGAAGAAAUUCGAGGAGGAGGUGCUGAUUUGCGAGAUGCACAAUAUCAGUUUGCAUGAGGACUUUUUGCAAAUUUCGAAAACUUGUAAAUAUUAG